AUGGCCGUAGAGGCUUAUCUGUUUGGUAAUGUCAAUUAUUCAACAGAGGUAUGAAAGAGAUCUGUUUUUUUUCUUUUCAAUGAUUUUUUAGUAUGUUGGCUACGUCGACCUCGAGAAGAUCGAUGAAACGACGGAUUGGAAAAAGUUGGCAACGUCAGUAUCUUUUGACUCAGAAAAAAUUCUGAUUUUCAUAGUUCAGAGCUUGCACGUCUUCUUUAUUGAACGUUAAUCAUCCAACCGCCCCAAUCAGAAGAGAAAACUGCUUUGUGAGUUAUUCUCUAUUUUUUUCCAUUUUAUCAAAGAUUUUGACGCGAUUUCCACUCUUCCAUUUGAACUUUUCCUGGCGUAUUCCUUUGGUGAUCAAAAAGUUAUUGAAAAAAAUAAAAGGAGUCGAAAAAAAACUGAGCUUUUCUGUCAUCAGCUUAGAAUGAACAAAAGUUUACCUUUACCUUUCUGAAAAUGUUUCUUUCCAAUUCAGAGAAACAAUAAUCGAUCGGAGCUUCGAGCUUACAGUCAUACAGCUAUCAGCUCGAGAAAACUGACAAUUUACGAUCGUUGUGACGCCAUCGAUGUGGCCAGAGCUAAGUAUUCAUCCAGAAACAUUUUGGAUUGCAACUAUGUGUCGGUUGGAGUGAGUUUCUUUUUCUAAGUUCUUAGUUUAUCUUGCAUUUUUUUCGUGGAUAAGCUCACAAUUCAAAAAUCACUUCUCAUGCAAAAUAAAAAUAAAUCAGUAAGUCUUGACAUUAAAAAAGGAUUUUUUACCUUUGUGGGAGCCGGAAAUUCGAAAAGAAAGAUUUACUUUCUCAGAAGGAUCAGAAGCCUACUUUUUUCAUAAAACUCGAAAAACAACGCUUCUCUGUAAAUUUUCAUUGACAUUAAAAAAAGGAUUUUUUUCAGGGAAAUAGUUAUUUUGUGGUGAUAGCGAAAUUGGAAGACAUGCCGACCGAAUGCAUUGUAUUGAAAAUAGAAAGCGAAGAUCAGGUUUGAUCUGAAAAAUUUUACAUAAACGUUCAUAUCGUUCACCUCAGGCUAAUAACAUGUUGAAAAGCGUUGCAAAAAUGAACAAGAAAGAUUUGCCGCAUUAUAUAACUCCGCCUAUCGUGGUAUAAAGUUAAUCAUAAGAACUAAGCCGAAAUUUGAUUUUCAGAAAUCUGCACGCAGAACGAGACUCACCAUUAUUCGACAUAUCAAUGAUGAGCCAUAUUUCUUCAGAAAUUGUUCAAAUAGUGAAGCCAGAGUGGUUAUCAGAACACCUGGUGAUUUUCUGUUCAGGUGCGAUAAAAAUCUCUAUUUUGAACCUUCUAAGGCUUUUUAAAGAUAUUCAUCCUCAACUGGACAGAUAACUCUGGAAUGCAUGCUUCAGAACUGCUCAAUAAAGAGUUACCUACUGGGAACAGAUACAACGAAACCUCUGGAGGUUUGAAAUCUUAUUUUCGUGAAAAAUACAAGUUCCUUCAGACUGGAGAUGGGCAAUUCGAAAGUUACCGGGACUUCAUCGAUUUCUACAGCAGAAAGACACUGGAAGUGAUUAAAAAGAAAGCAACUUCAAACGAAUUUCUACCGUUUUUAAUAAGACCUGUUUUCUGUCCCCAUGAAUGCUCCAUGGCGAAAAACAUGAAAGCCCCGAUAAAAUAAAAAAAUUUUCAAACUCGUUUAAUCGAAACUUUGCAAUCGAUGAGCAAAAAAAUUUUUUUCUCUUGCUCCGCCACGUUUUUGUCAAAAAGACAUACUUUUAUCAAAUAUUCUUUUCAAGAUAAGAUGAAGAAAACUCACGCAGUUGUUUUUUUUUCAUAGUUUUCUCACGAGACUUUUAUUAGCCUCAAACUUGUAAUAACUUCCGUGAAAGUAAUAAGCUUGAUUACUGGAGGGCGUCGGGCGCAUCUGCAUGCAAAGACAUGCAAGCAGCCCUAAUUACCCAUCACGAGGGUGCAUGUAAAUUUUUUCCCAUUUUCGAUACAUGUCCAUUUGAAUUUUAUUUAAGCCCUUAUCAAAAAAAUUUUCAAGAAAUGAAAUUGAAAAAAAGGGAAAUAAGCAAACUUCCACUCCUUUUUCAACUUUUCCCCAAAGGUUAUUAACAAUUUUUCCGAUCAAAAAAAGUCAAAGUUUUUCUUUUAUAGGAACCCUUUUUGUCCUUCAAGUUCAUAAGCGUGAGAAUACGUGACGCGAAGAUAGUCUGAAAACAGACUUUUUCUCAGGCUAAGACACAAAAAAUCAUUUAUCUCAUGAAAUCUUUAUUUUCCGGUGCGAGAGGUUAUUUUUUUCUGAAGGCGUAAAGCAAGGUUUGAAAUGUGCAUUAUUUCAUACUCUGCGUUCAAUAAGGAUAGGACCCCCCUCGAUUUCGGACCUUCUGGCAAAAUACGGAAAGAUAUCGAAAAUCUGUAAGUGCCAUUCGAUUCAGAGUACAAAACAACCCCCAGAGCCAAAUUUUCAUUAUCCUAGCACUUUUCCUACGAAAAUGCCAUCGAAAAAACGGUUUUUCGACCGUUCAAUAAGGAUAGGACCCCCUGGAAAUUUUGACUUUCAUUGGUGGUUUUUGGUCAAUUUCUUUUUUCGAUGAGUGGCUUUUUUGUCCUCAUAUCAUUUUUCAUCAAGUUUUCUACGGUUUUACUUUCAUAUCUUCCAGGUUUAAAAAAUAUUUUAUAUCGAAAAUAGGGAAAAAUGACGUUUUUUUAGGUUGCAUCAUAAUAUUCGAGCGAAUGAAUUUUUUCAGUACUUUGAAUGAACUUAUCCUGUCAAAAGAGACAUUUUAACAUUCGGAAAAACAAAAAGAAGUUCGAAAAACAUUUUUUUAAAAGUUAGAAAACCAGUUACAAGAUGGUGUAUCGUGACCAAAUUUCAGACUGUCGUCGUUUUUCGACCGUUUCUCUUUCUGUAUGUAGUCGGAAUGGCGAUGUACUUUUUUUAAAGGAUUUGUGAAGGUACUAUCAACAUAUUUCAUCAACAAGAUAAUCUAAAAAAAUUAUAUUUACCCCGUACAAUGCCGAGAAAAUGUGGAGAGAAAUUGGUACCCGCGCUUAUCGAAGGUAUUGUUUCAAAUAGAGCGUUUGGCGGGUUUUUAGUUUGUCAACAAAAUAAAGCAUUACUGAAAAACGUGCAAUAAAAACAAUUUUGAUUAGAAAUAAAACUUUUUAUAUGAUUUAUUUAUACAGUACCGCAAAAAGUUCGAGUAGCAGUCGGAAGGGUGAUUUUCCCUUUGAUUUCCGAGGAUCGCCAAUUUUUAUCCAAUCCAAUUAAGUGUCUUUUUGUGAUGGGAGCACCUUCACAUAUCCUUUAAAAAAAGUACAUCGCUAUUCCGACUACAUACGGAAAGAUAAACGGUCGAAAACGAAGACAGUCUGAAAUUCGGUCACGAUACACCAUCUUGUAACUGGUUUUCUAAUUUUUUUAAACGAAUGUUUUUUUCAAACUUCUUUUUGUUUUUUUCCAAAUGUUAAAAUGUCUCUUUUGAUAAGAUAAGUUCAUUCAAAGUACUGGAAAAAUUCAUUCGCUCGAUUAUUAUGAUGCAACCUAAAAAAACGUCAUUUUUCCCUAUUUUCGAUAUAAAAUAUUUUUUAAACCUGGAAGAUAUGAAAGUAAAACCGUAGAAAACUUGAUGAAAAAUGUAAUGAGGACAAAAAAACCACUCAUCGAAAAAAGAAAUUGACCAAAAACCACCAAUGAAAGUCAAAAUUUCCAGGGGGUCCUAUCCUUAUUGAACGGUCGAAAAACCGUUUUUUCGAUGGCAUUUUCGUAGGAAAAGUGCUAGGAUAAUGAAAAUUUGGCUCUGGGGGUUGUUUUGUACUCUGAAUCGAAUGGCACUUACAGAUUUUCGAUAUCUUUCCGUAUUUUGCCAAAAGGUCCGAAAUCGAGGGGGGUCCUAUCCUUAUUGAACGCAGCGUAGUAUCGAGAAACGCAAAUCUUGCUUCUUUUCAGAAAAAAAGCCCAAAAUGCAACUCGAUUUAAGUACUCCUUUCAAAACUUCUCAGUGAAAAGUAAUUGAAACACAAACCAGAUUGCUUUUUUUGAGCCUCUCAACCCAAACCUUCCUAGAAGAAGCGCCUUUUUUUGCUUUGUGUCAGUUGCAAUCAUGAGCCAGUGACGUCGUUUUUUUACGUAUUUAAUUGUUGCGUGAAGAAAAGCAAGUAAAAAAGGUCUGAAGUGCGUUUGUCGUGGAAAGCAGUCAGCCGGAGUAAACUCUGACCGGAAAGGCAAUACUUUUCGCUUCCAGUCGACUUUCCUUCAAAAGAAAUGAUUCAAACCUGGCGAGAUAGUCUGUUGGAAUACGCUUGUUGAUGUAGAAACAGUUUGUGGGCUCAGAUUCGAUUAUGCUUUUUUUUGAAUUCUGAUCCAUUAGAUAAUAGUGUUGGUUCAGUCAUACCAAUUGGCAGCCCCAAAUGUGCAAUUUAAAAGUGGCAGUACCAAAUAUUGAGCUUAAAAAUGACGGUUCCGAGUUCAAAAUAAAGAUUUACAAAGUCAACAGGGAUUUUUCAUUCGAAAAAUAUUUCUGACUUUUAAAUUUCAUAUCAUGAAUUCCACGCAUCAAGGGGAAGAAUUCUAGAGAAAUCUAGAAAAAAAUCUAGAAUUUUGAAUAAUUCAGAGCGAAAAACCCAUACGUUCGUUAGAAUACAUGUAUUAUGCAUAAAGCUGGGUUUCUUUUUUUCUCUACCAAAUAAAUUCAUAGAAAAAAACCCUUGUUUUUAAAAAUAAAAUAAUUGUUCAAUACUUCGUUUGUGCUCUUGCUCGUGCUUUAGGUUUCUAAUUUCAGCGAGCUUCUGCAUAAAGGUUCAUCCCACUUAUUAUCGUACUUUUUGUCAUGAUGUGAUGAGACACUUCUGUUGACUCUUCUCUUAAUUAAUUUUUGACCGUUUGUGUGGUAAUGUCAUGUGGAAGUUAAUAAAAAGCCAAAAGUUCGGGUUUUUUUCAAGGGAAAAAUUUUCAGUUUCUAUUGAAACCGGAACAGCACUUUUCACAAAGAAAAUGAAAACAAAUUCAAAAUUUCCGACUUGCAUAAGCAUUUAAAUAAUGAAAAGUAGUGUCUAAGUCUACUAUUUGCUCAAUUGCAAAGCCAGUAAUUUAAAUUUUAGACAUAACAUGACGCAUGUGAAAAAAGAGGUAACGAUUGGAGCCAUUUCUUCAAUGUGCAGUAAAAUAUUUUUUUUUUCGACGGGCUUUAGGUUUAAUUAUUCAAAAGGACUAAUCAGAUGAGGGCGCUUCUGACGUCUUUUAUGGGCCGUAUAAAAGGCUUUUUUCUAAUUAUUACCAUAUUCGUUGUUUGGAAAGUCGGGUUUUUUUUUUUGCAAGCACUAUGUUACCUCAAGAAAAGUAUAGCCGCUUUUUUAAUAAAAAGGAUAGUCGAUCCAUUUUCAAAUGUAAUUUAAUAGAUAAAAAAGUCUCGAAAACUUUUGAGGUUGGAUCUUUGGUGACCGUUUGAUAACGGAGAUGCUUCUUUUAAACAAUAUUUUUUGAGGCUGAAAAACCCAUUUUUUUGAAUUUUUGAGUUUUGAUUAGUGUAUUUGUCGAGGUCCUUUUUUGCGCUUUCAAGCACCUCAGAAAGCUCUUUCGAACAAACUAUAGCAUAUAACUCGUGCAAUUUGGCGCAGACACGCUCUCCCUUGGCAAGAAGAGGAUAAGUGCAAAUUUGAUGUUCUCUGAAUUUGACGAGAAUGAUUGGAUUUUUUGAGGGACGGAUAGGAAAACGAUCAUCAUGGGGUGACCAUUAUUUUCGGAUGGCGGAUGAGUUUUUGGCUGCCGUGAGAACUCCGACACGGCGCCGCCUCUUUUCAGGGAUUUGGCCAGCGGCGGUCGUUUUGCUUGCCCCGCUCAAGCCUUGUCUAAGGUCUCUUCUUCUGCUUCAACUUGUACUUGUUACUUAAAUCUCAGUGAAGUGUGUUUUUUUUCUGAAUUAAUAGGAUAAAACGGAAAAGAGUCAAAAGUAUGAGCGUGAUUCGUAAAAGACCCGUUUGAACCUGAGCUCAUUCCAUCUCAAUACAGAAAAAUCUCAAUACAAAAAAAUUUGCAUUUUUUUAACUUCUUUCAUACGCAAACAAAAUUGUUAUGAUCUUUUGCCCUUUGAGCAAUAUAUUAAUAUCGUAAACCUGGUAAUUGAAAAAAAUCCUGCUUAUGUCACAGUUUGCAAGAUUCACCUCAGUUUCAAUCAAAAAACACAAGUUGGUUAAUGUUUUCAAAGUUAAUUAAGCAUACAGUAUCUCUAUUGAAUAAUGUUUGGCUGCAUUUUCAUCUAUUUUUUCAUCUCAUUUCCAUCAAAGGUAGGCUCAGCACGAUGACAAACACUUUUCGAGUUUCAACACCUCCAUUUUUUGUAAUUUUGAGAGCUUCUUGAGAAAGAUCAGCUCUUUUAAGAGGGUUAAAAAAGCGAAAGUCCGCGACAUCUAUGAAUUCUCGAUUAUUCAUGUUAUAGGCAUGGGAGUGGUUCAUCUCCUAGAUUUCUUUUUCGUUUUAAAUUAUAUAAAAACGGAAAGCCAAGAAAUAUCAAUGUAAGGCUGGGAUGAAAUAACUUCAAUUUAGUAUAUUUUGGGAGAUUUAAUCACGGUUUUUUCUAUCCCUCGAAUUUCCAUGCAUUAAUGAUGGUGCUUCGAGAUGCGUUGCAUUUGAAUUUUUCUCAUAUUUCUUCCUAUGUUCCACCUAUUUUGCAUUUAUAAUUUUUCUUUUUUUGCUCAUUUCCUUUCGAUUUUUUUAGUUGAAAAAAAGCUUGGAAAAACACGUUCAUUCCUGAUCAAGUAAGAAGAACUUGUGAAAAUUUUCUGAAUCUCCAAGGCAAAAAAAAGCAAUUUGGAAAGCUUCUGUCAGUAAGCUCUGACGUUAGCGCGAGGAAGGCCCUACUAAAAAUUUUCGCCUAUUUUAAAAAUUGAAUUUGCCGAAGACUUUUGUUAUACGUUAUUCGUGUUCGUGUCAGCAAGAAUCAAGAAAAAGAGAAUCCUCUUAGGUGUGGCUUCUCUUUUCUGAGAAUGACGCGGGUCGUCUUCCUCGUUUUUUUCUGCAUAUUCAACGUCUUCACCGAGGCUUUUAAUGACGUUGACGAGCUGUCGCCUUCUCAGGUUCGGGCUAAUUUCAUUUGAAGCAGUGUUCUGCACUGAACCCAGCUGACUGGGUCUAAUUCUCUGGGGAUUAUUGGAACGCUUUAGUAAGACCAUUAUAUGUCAAUACUUCUGUAGAUAUUGUAGAUUCACUGUUUAAAAAACGUUCCGUCUUUCAUAAAACAAUAUUGGAAUAUGUAAUGUUUGAUCGAACUCUCAAGCAAAAAAUAUAUCACAGGAGAUUUCUCAGAAAAAAAUUACGUAACCGAUCGAGGAUUGCAGUUGUUUUUUGAAGAUAGUGAUUUUCUCUAUAUAACAGGUAGUUUACUCUCAUAAAAAAACCUUUCAAGCUGCAUAUCAGUUACAAAAUAAAUAUAAAAUGCGCCUUCCGUUUUUCGUCUUGCCAGGAACCUUUAUAUAACGUUUUCCCAUUUUGCGUGCUUUAUGGCAAUCGUUUCAUAUUCAUCCGCUUGAAGGGUUUCUCAGAAAACAAAGAAAAAAAGAACUAGUAAGCCAUGAUACACUUCCUCGUCUUUGGAUGUCACAUCUCCGAGCUUGAUAAAUACGAUCUUGAGUCUUGUUGAGGGUGAAUGCAACAAAUGAAUCAAUGAACAUUGAACGAUUUAUUGCUGAAAGUCUCAAAACCCAUUAAAAACAACUUUCUAAAUGUAUAUUUCAGCGAUUUCUGUAAAGACAUUUCAUUUAAUCUCAGAAAUCAUGCCUAUUCAGCAGCAACACCUUUGGGACAUGUUCAAACUGCAAAACGUCUACUUGAACGCCAAAUUUGAAAACAGAGGCUUCGGGACCCUCUUUCAAGCCAAAUACAAGUCCCAAGAGCUUGUUGACGUUUCUGUAAAUGAUCAGAAUCAAGUAAAAUAUUCCACAACGUAAAAAGAUUACAUCAAUCUUUUUCAGUUAAUCUUGCUUUUUCCCGAUCAAAAAGGUUGGCAAAAAAGGAUAACAACCUUCCUUCCACCAGCCGUGGAAAAAACUUACGAUCUUACAAUAACGCUCAACUCGGAGAACAUUGAAGUCUACGAUGGUUGCUUUGAGCUUUUAAAAGUGGGACUGAAAAAUCCAUAUUUCAAGUACGUUAACGUAAGCAAUACCAUAAAAACAAUGAACUUAAGAUUCAAUAAUCCGGAGCUAAGACUUUUACCAAGUUGGGAAGGAAAGUCGCCAGAAGAACUCAAGAUGGACUCCGGCCAUCCGAUAAGCAGCAAGUGCUUCAAUGUAUCCCGUCUUUUCCAGGAUUAUACUGUCGAAAAGAUUGAGAAUGAUUUUGCGGUUAUUGCAAUGAGUAAUAGAUUGGUUUUUAAAUGGAAAGAAUUUCAGACCGUGAUACCUUCAAUUAAUUUUGGCGCUAUCGAUGUGGUCGCGAUUCCACCUUCUGGUUUUGAUGGCUGUCAGGUACAAACUUUUUGAUCUGAGAAUAAAAAUUUGAAUAUUUCAAGAUCGAUGGAAAGUUACUCGAAAUAGGGCAAACUUCGACUAAUAGCUGUACAACUUGCACAUGUGUUGCGAGGUUAUUUUUCAUUUGCCAAAAAAAAAAAACAAAACAUAGGCGCCAAUUUCUUUUCUUGAUUAGUUCUCCACUAACUUACAACCAAUGUUCAGUGACAACGUGGAAUGCACUGCCUUAGAAUGCUCAAAAAUGGAAUGCUCUCACUCGACGACGCAAUCUCAUCAGUGUUGUGCAUCAUGCGGAAAAGAAGUGAGUUUCAUCGCUCUGUCCAAUAAACUCGAUUUACGAGAGCCACGCGGAUAUAUUGUAUUCCUUUUUUGCGGGGGCGCAUGGCUUCAAUAACUUUCUUUUUAUGAAAGAAAACUCGACUAUCCCAGAAGCCAAAUUUACGAAAAAAUAUUCAUCAGAAUAAACUUUCCAAAUGCUAUCCGUUUUUUUUUUGCAAGCCGUUUUACAUCGGUCGCAACUAAAUGAUAGCAGAUAAAAAAAGUUGCGUGCUUUUCUUCUCUUGACUUCUCUCAGCCAAAAAUAGAAUUUUUGGCGGUUAAGAAUUAUCUCGAAGAGAAAAAUUGUUUCAAAAAUAGAAUUUUUGGGUCAAACACCCUACUUUUUUUCGGAAAAAAAUGAUUUGUAUUUUUUUAGUUGAUCUUGUUUUAUCUGAUCAGCCAAUCGACUCAUACACCAUUCUCUGCUAGUUUGAAGAAAUUUACUUUUGCUAAUUAAUAAUAAACGUUUAUCAGACGUUUCUUUAAUCAGCGAUAAUUCUACUGAAUAUUAUGAAAAAUCUUGUUUUUAGUGUAAUCAUGAAGGCCGGACGCAUCCUCACGGGGAGAUUUUUUGGAGAGCCGAAUGCAUCCGCUGCAAUUGUAACGACGGCCAAGUCACUUGCCAAUACCAGUCCGUUUGAAUUCCUCUUAUUUUAGCAUGAAGAGCCAAAAUAUUUUCCUCGGAUUUGAGCAAAAGUGUGAGUUUUGCAGGCACCCGAAAGAAUGUCCCGUUUUGGCAUGUGCAAAGUUGGACCAGUACAUUCCGGAAAAUAAAUGCUGUCCGAUGUGUCGAGAAAACAGCGACUUUUGUGCUAUGAAACCAUGUCAUCAGGACGCAGAAUGUACGAAUGAAACUCACGGAGCUAAAUGCAGGUGUAAAGAGGUACAUUCUUGAACAGUUUUCAAACCUUGGAACAAUCAACUAAACAGAUUUUAAAAGAAAUUACUAAAUAAUCACGUAUUUGGAAAAAUUAAGAGUUUUAUUGGAAUAAAACGAAAAUUGACAGAACCUUUUUUCAGGGGUUUUCUGGAAACGGAACUUGGUGCCAGGAUAUCAAUGAAUGCGCGUUUGGAGAUUACGCAAAGGCCCAGGUGACAUUUCUUCCGGUUGUUGAUUGUGUGAUAGGAAAAAAAACACAUCCUGUGCUAAGAAUCGCGUAG
Messenger RNA from Caenorhabditis auriculariae, 9905 nucleotides. The record is from the annotation of a GenBank genome assembly. Lineage: Eukaryota; Metazoa; Nematoda; Chromadorea; Rhabditida; Rhabditidae.